This is a messenger RNA of Aspergillus caelatus, 795 nucleotides long. RefSeq lists its product as uncharacterized. The transcript has 2 exons. Bases 43 to 795 code for a protein of 250 amino acids. Lineage: Eukaryota; Fungi; Ascomycota; Eurotiomycetes; Eurotiales; Aspergillaceae. The record is from RefSeq and is a predicted model, not a curated record.
CUUUGAUAGAAUAUAAUACACAGGAUACAUACCCAAACCAAAAUGCCCCUCAUUGUCUCUCGCGCAAAUCUAACCCAAGACUGGGACGAACUAAUAACCACCUACUGGACUGCGUGGAGCUCUCCUCUCCAAGCUGUCGGCGAACUCACCUUCGCCCAUCUGGGGGAAGGCAACGACGCAGAAAAGACAGCCCUUGCCGACGUGAAAAAAUCCUUACGUCAAGCGGCGGAAUCCGACCAGAACAUCAUCUGGUUGAAAUGCCACGAUACUGAAUCCGGGCGGAUUGUCGCCGGAGGAAUGUAUCACAUUCAUCAUAGUAAUCCGUACCGAGCGGGGGCACCGAGGGUUGAGGCGAAGUGGUUUCCAGAGGGAAGUGAGAUGAGGUUGUUGGCUGAGGAGUUCUAUACACAGUUGUGGGCAUGGAGAGGCAGGAUGAUGGGGGAUAGGCAUGUUUGUGGGAAUGCGCUCUGGGCACUGCCCGAGUAUCGCUCGCAGGGCGCGACAGAGCUUAUUAUGGACGAGUUUGUCCGCCACAAGGAUGCGCUGGGCAUGGAGGGUUAUCUUGAGGCCACAGACAUGGGGUUCGAACUGUAUCAACGGUAUGGGUUUGUGGCUGUCGCGCGACCGCACAUGAGUUUCUCCGAGGUGAAGGGGCGGAGCGCGCAAGGGAGGAGAUUAAUCCACGACAUCCAGGCGCAUCCGGUCUGGAUUAUGUGGAGGCCAGCAGGGGGCGAAUACAGGGAUGGGGAGACGGUGCUCCCAUGGGAAGGAAAGCCAAGACACACCAAGUUGUGA